This is a messenger RNA of Rhinocladiella mackenziei CBS 650.93, 3327 nucleotides long. RefSeq lists its product as uncharacterized. The record is from RefSeq and is a predicted model, not a curated record. Gene Ontology annotation, cellular component: nucleus. Gene Ontology annotation, molecular function: DNA binding; ATP hydrolysis activity; ATP binding. The transcript is spliced from 2 exons. Lineage: Eukaryota; Fungi; Ascomycota; Eurotiomycetes; Chaetothyriales; Herpotrichiellaceae. Bases 1 to 3327 code for a protein of 1108 amino acids.
AUGGCUGAGGUGCUCGACCAUGGCACUAGACCAGAUCGCCUCGUUCAAAUGCAUCCAUUCUUUAAGAAAGCGGUCAUGAACAAUGACUCUCCUCAUGAUGCACCACCCCUCCCACCAGGACUGGACGACUCGGUAGAAGAGAACAGCUCAAACCCCGUCGAGAAACCAUCCCAUCACGAAUUGCUAGUCACAAACCCAUAUCGCGCGCCUUCAUCUGCUAUAUCAAUAAGUGGAGACUCAGGAAGAGAGUGCUGGAAUACCAUCGAAGAGGACAAUGAUCGUGACUAUAACAACACCCGAAGAAAACGCCGUAGAAUCUCGUCAGAGCCGGAGCAACAAACCCUGGAGCAGAUUUGCACAAAUACACACCAACAAACGAGGCAUGGUCAACUUGAAGAAGCAGCAAGGUCAUAUGCGGAAGAUGAUACUUCCUCUAAAGAGCCGCAGAUUGAAACCUCAAUAGUGCCUUCUCAGAUGAAAUCAGAGGAAGAGAACGCACGCCUUCCGCUAGAUAGAUCUGCAGGAUCUACUCUUACUGGGGAUCCCUCUCAUCUUUCAUGUGUAAACGACCUGGGUUCGAACAAACCGUCAGAGCACGAACUUUCAACUUCUGCUCCUCUCAUUAUCUACACCAUACCCGAGUACGAGACGCAAAUGCCAACUCCAAAAAAAAGGAACAUAGGGAUCAACGACAAUGGCAAACUUAUAAACUCUCCCAAAGGAUCACCUCGACAUUCACCUAGAUCAAAGAAGAGCGAUAACAAAGGCCAAAGCAAUGGAGCGGUAAAGGCAGGCCGCAAAUCAAAGAAGGUUGAAAUGAAGAACGGGAGGUUCGUGUCUUCACUGCAAAUUACUCUGCCGUAUGCGACGGAAGAAUGCGGCAAGAAGAUUGAUGAUAUUCUAUCAAGGCCGUCGAAUACACCCGGCAACUCUGUUCCUCAAAAACAGAUGUCCCAAAGCGCUCCUUCAGACAAAAAGGCGAUGCAUCCAUUUUUCCUGGGGAAACUGGCAGUGCCGACACAAAAGCAAACCCAAGUUGCGAGUGAAACCUCUUCCAUUGCACCAACUUCGGACGAUGAGGCGAAUCGGAGCCCCAAAGCACCAAAUCCGUGGAAGGGCGUCAUAUUUAGCUCGCGAAAACCGCUUCAAAAAAUUUCAUACAGAAUAUUUCCAAUCUGGCCACCAUCUUCGAUCCAGGAUGUACAGCCAAAUCAGGAACCACGCCGGCCCGUUACAAUCUUGCCAGCUACUCCCUCGUCCGUCGUCAAGUGCAAGCAUAGUGCUUGUAGAAUCAAACCAGAUGAAGAUAUUCUCUGGAACUUCGCUCGAUCUUUGCAAGGUAGCACACACCAAUCCAGUCUUGUUCAUCUACCAAAGCGACGAGUAAUGAGCGGCAAAGAACUUUCGCGAUGUUUGGCAUCUGAGAUCUAUGGACAACCUGGGAAGUCAAAUCUUGUCAUGCCAUCAUUAACAUCAUUGAAGUCACGCAUUGAAUCAACUCCCAGCGCGUUCGAUCAGGGAAAAGCCGCGGGUCCACAAAUGUGGCCACAAGAGUACGCACCAACCUGCUGGCAAGAGGUCUUACAGCCUGAGGCCCAGGCGUUACACGAGUGGUUGAGCAAUUUGGAAGUCCACCAAGUUCAGACCGGCAAGUUGCAGUCCAAGAUGAGGCCUCCAGUAGCUAAGAAACGACGGAAGAAACGACCGGAUGAGUUGGAUGAUUUCAUUGUUGACUCGGAUGAUGAGAACAAUCAUGCCAAUUCGACCGGGAAAAAUGCCAUUUUAUUGACAGGACCUUCCGGCUCCGGUAAGACAGCGUCCGUCUUUGCCGUUGCGCAACAACUAGGUUUUGAAGUAUUUGAAAUCCAUCCUGGCAUGCGACGAAAUGCAAAGGAUAUACAAGACAAAGUUGGUGACAUGACGCAGAACCAUCUUGUACAACAAGCCGAUCUCCAUAGCAGAAGGUCGAGCGUAUCCUUCAACGACAUGGACGUUCGCUCUCCAACUCCUGAACCAGUGGCUGCGAAUCAACCGACGGUGGCCAGUUUCAUGCGCUUGGUCAAAACAAACAGGAAUCCAAUGUUGCCGGAGGCUAACGACACCAAGGAAGUAAAAAUGAAAUCUCAGAGGCAGUCGCUUAUUCUUUUUGAAGAGGUCGACAUUCUUUUCGAGGAAGAUAAGGGUUUCUGGAGCGGAGUACAGUCACUCAUCAGAACUUCCAAACGCCCGGUCAUUCUGACCUGCAAUGAUCUCACACCUGUUCCAUUGGAUGAGCUGGACCUGUUUACUGUUUUGACAUACGACCGACCAGAAACAAACUUGGCAGUGAACCAUCUCGCGUACACCGCGGCGGCGGAGGGACAUCUUCUAGGCCAGGAAGCGCUUCGAAAUCUCUUUCUCAGCAAAAAUCGCGAUCUGCGUGCUUCUUUGACUGAACUAAAUCUCUGGUGUCAGAUGACAGUAGGCUCACAGCAAGGAGGUCUUGAUUGGAUGCUACCUCACAGCGAGAGAUGCCGACCCAACCAAGAUGGCUCUGUGACUCGCAUAGUCAGCCAAGACACCUUCGUUAGCGGUCUUGAUCUUUUGCCAGUGGAAUUUGAUGAUCAAGAAGACUUGUUCACCUUUGCUCAGGAAAACCUGGACCUCUCGCCUGUGGACUGGGCCAGGAAUGAUUAUAGUGCGAACGACACCGGACAGGGCGGUUUGCAAGUGUUGGAUGAAGCAGAUUUCCUCGCCGAAGCUAGGAGCGUGAUGGAUUUACUUGACGUCGAUGUUGCUCCUGCAACAGCUUCUACAAUCUCUAAAGUAUCGGAGUCUACGCCAGUCCGAUCCCCUCGAGACGACCUCGUCCAACUCUAUAUAGAGAAGCUGAGCGAGCGAUGUCUCAGCAGGAUAACGGUGGCAGAUGCCUUGGAGGCAUUAAUGGAGGAGAGCAGAAUCGGUUUACCUGUCAGCCCUGGCCGAAAGGCGCCGUCACUCGAUAGUACAGCUCUACCUCUCGUCACGGAAGUGGCACCAUACGUCCGAUCCAUCGUUGCGCAUGAUCAGAAAUUAGAGCAAAUCCGAAACGAACUAGGCGGAAAUGGAGGGCCCCAGGCAAAAAGACAGCGGAGGACCAGAGCUUCUCGCGCCGCCCUUGAAGGAGGGAGCAAAGAGAGCACGCGCCGUGACAAGUGGUUCCCCGAGAGCCUUGAUUUCGCUGCCGUUCUCGCAACUGGAAACGACUGGCCUCAGUCCAGAUCUGGCGAAGUAUUUUCCGCAGCAGCGACUCCGACUUCCUCGAUGGCGACGGAUGCUGACGCCGACUCUGGUGAUACGCCCAGGUGA